Osmerus eperlanus (European smelt) is the source of this 5053-nucleotide messenger RNA. It is a transcript of the gene arhgef6, whose product is annotated as Rac/Cdc42 guanine nucleotide exchange factor (GEF) 6. Bases 208 to 2514 code for a protein of 768 amino acids. Gene Ontology annotation, cellular component: cytoplasm; lamellipodium. Gene Ontology annotation, molecular function: guanyl-nucleotide exchange factor activity; protein binding. Gene Ontology annotation, biological process: lamellipodium assembly. The record is from RefSeq and is a predicted model, not a curated record. The transcript has 22 exons. Lineage: Eukaryota; Metazoa; Chordata; Actinopteri; Osmeriformes; Osmeridae.
GUUCAUUCAUGAUGGAAUCCUAUGUAUUACUUUUAGGUCUUGCUACAGUGCCUGUUAGCCGGUAGGGGUAAACUCGUACUAACGCCGUUUUUUUCCUCAAGCAGAAGUGUGAUGUACGGAUGUGGGUAGCAUAUUGAUAGUGAGUUGUUCAACUUGCCAUUUUUACCUGCUGGAGAUGCUAAGUCAAGACGCACAGUUGGAGGAGCAAUGAAUCCAGAGGAGCAGACGGUAACGUGGCUGAUAUCAUUCGGGGUGCUUAAUUCCCCCAAAAAGAACAUAGCGGACCCAGAGGAUUUCUUGAAAACAUCGCUGAAAGAUGGGGUCGUUUUGUGCAAGCUCAUGGAGCGGCUUCUACCUGGCUCUGUUUCUAAGUACUGCCAAGACCCGAGAAACGAAGCGGACUGCAUCGCCAAUAUUCGAGAGUUUUUGAAGGGAUGUACGUCCUUGAAAGUAGAGGGCUUUGAACCAGAGUGCUUGUACACUGGAGAGAAUUUCGGCAAGGUCCUGACCACUCUGCUGGCGGUCAACUUUGCCACCCAAGACUGUGGCGCUGAGAGGUCAUGUCCACAGGGCGGUGCUCCCACUGCUAGUCAGUCCAGCUCCUCACACACACUCUCCAAGUCCAGAUCCCUGCGUAGACAAUCCAAACCAGCGGAGAUGUCAGAGAACGGUGGGGGUGGGCACCUGACGGUGAAGGCGCGCUUCAACUUCAAGCAGAACAACGAGGACGAGCUGUCGUUCAACAAGGGCGACCUCAUCUGCGUGAUGCGCCAGGAGGAGGGCGGCUGGUGGGAGGGCUCGCUCAACGGCCGCAAUGGCUGGUUCCCUAGCAACUACGUCCGAGAGGUCAAGCCAUCUGAGAAGCCCUUGUCUCCAAAGGGGACCCAGCUGACCAAGAACUACUACAGUGUGGUGGUGCAGGACAUCCUGGAGCAUGAGCGGGAGUUUGUGAAGGAGCUGCAGACGGUGCUGAGCUGCUACCUGCGCCCCCUACUGGCCAGCGACAAGGUGAGCAGUGCGGACGCCACCAGCCUGUGCGGCAACCUGGAGGACGUGCUCACCUUCCAGCAGGGCCUGUGUGUGGCUCUGGAGGAGUGCACCAAGGUUCCAGAGGGGCAGCAGCGAGUGGCAAGCUGCUACCUGAACCUGAUGUGUCAGAUCAGGACCCUGUACCUAUCCUAUUGCUCCAGCCACCCUUCUGCCGUCUGCGUGCUCACCGACCACAGCGAGGAGCUGGACAAGUUCAUGGAGAGCCAGGGGGCCAGUGUCCCAGGCAUCCUCACCCUGACCACCAGCCUGAGUAAGCCCUUCAUGAGGCUGGACAAGUACCCCACCCUCCUGCAGGAGCUGGAGAGACACGUGGAGGGGGCCCACCCAGACUACGGUGACAUCCUGAAGGCCACAACGGCUUUCAAGAACCUGGUGACCCAUUGCCAGGACCUGCGCAGGAGGAAGAACCUGGAGCUCCAGAUCCUAUCGGAGCCUGUGAGAGGCUGGGAGGGCGACAGCAUGAGGACCCUGGGCAGUGUGGCCUACAUGUCCCAAGUCCACAUGCAGACCGGAGCCAAUGAGGAGAAAGAGGAGCGCUACCUCAUGCUGUUCCCCAAUGUGCUGGUUAUGCUGUCUGCCAGUCCACGAAUGAGUGGCUUUAUAUACCAAGGAAAGCUUCCUCUGACAGGCACCACUGUGACCAGCAGGGCAGAGGACAUAGAAACCGUCCACUUCGCCUUUGACAUCACAGGGAGCAUGAUGGAGCGCACCACCGUGCUCUGCAGUAACCCACACGAGUUGCAAGAGUGGCUAGAGCACCUGCAGCCCUUCACCAAGGGGGGGAGCCCUGUGGGCACCAUCUUAAAGACUGAGGGCAAGCCUCUAAGCAUAGUGGGCACCCCCACCCACCUCCCCAACUUUGGCACGCCAACGGCGGCCGUCCGAGGACCCCUGGAGGCCCCCAGGACUACCAAGCCCUGGUCGCUCAGCUGCCUGCGCCCCGCCCCCCCCCUCAAACCUUCUGCCGCGCUGGGCUACAAGGAGAGGAUGUCUUAUAUCUUGAAGGAUUCUAGUAAGAGCCCACGACCCAUGAAGAAGUUCCUCCCAAAACGCAAAACGGAGAGGAAACCUUCAGAUGACGAGGCCCUGUUCAGGAAAAGUUGCACAGCAGCUCUUGAGGAGGACGCUCAGAUCCUGAAGGUGAUUGAGGCCUACUGCACCGGGGCCAGCCUCCACCAGACCGCAGCUGUGCGGAAGGAGUGCAUCCCCCAGGUCCUGCUUCCAGAGGAGGAGAAGAUCAUUGUGGAGGAAAUGAAGAGCAACGGUCAGACAGUCAUCGAGGAGAAGAGCCUGGUUGAUGCUGUAUACGCUUUAAAGGAUGAGGUUCAUGAGUUGAAGAAGGAGAACAAGUGGAUGAAGCAGUGUCUGGAGGAAGAGCAGAAGUCUCGUAAGGAGCUGGAGAGGGUGGUCAAGAAGCUCGCCAAGGGCAAGAACGACUGUGUCUGGGAGGACGGCCCCCACUGAACAUCACCAUGCAGUAACCCCCCCCAACAUCAUGUGUGUUUGUGUGUGUUAAGCGUAACGUAUGAGUGUGUGUGUUUGAGAGAGAGCUACAAUGCACCCAUAUGGUCCACAAUUCAGCCCUGCUUACUAGCCUGAGUAGGCAAACUUCUAUCCAGACAUUAUGGUUUCCAAGCUUGGCUUCACAUGCUGGACAUCUCCUGUUGUUGUCCCGCCUCCUCGUCACUCCUGUCUCUGACCAUGGGUGUUUCUGAAGCGCCACAGGACACCAACCCCCAGAGGACCAAUAGUUGGGGAUUCAUUUACCAGUCCAGAUGUAUGGCUGCUGGCACCGUGAAGCGUCACAGCAUUGAGGAGCCAUGUAGAAGGCGGAAAGUAAGUCAGCACCCCUGGCUUCAAUAGGAAUCACAAUAGGAGUAAGAAGCCAUGUUUAGGUCCCAGACGUGGGGAUGCUCUGGGUUCAGCCAAGAGUUUGACCCCCUCAGCCGACACUGGGCUUCCCCUGUCCCGACCAUGUCUGUUACAGCAGUCCUUUGAGAUUUCAUAUUUUGUAUUGUUUUUGUUGUCGUGGUUUUUGAGGACACCCCUGCUACAGUCAGGAAAGAGAGGCUUUCACGGCAUAAUUACAACUUUUCUUUCUGAUUGAAUGCACCUUCUAGACAUGAGACUACAUAUAUGUAAGCUGUUUAGCUGGCCUCAAAGCUUUAGUACAUUUCAGAUGGGUCUGACCAAUUCCUUGACUAUCACACAGUCUGGGUGGUGCUCAGAACCAAACGCUACAAAGCUUAUAUGAGUAGUUUCUUCAUAGGUUUCUACAUAGGCUGUGUAUUUUACAAUCUGCAUGGAUGUACAGUAUUUCUAUGAUAUCAUGCAUUAGAAAUGUGAUAUUUGAAGACAGUCCUAUGUAUUCCAAAGCUAUCAGGGACAUAAAUGUAUAACAUAUUGAUAAGACAUUUAGAAGUGUGAAUCAUGUAUAGAAUACACACGCAAAAAAAAAAGACAAAAAAAAGAUUGGCAAUAAUGUCUCCUAUACUUUCUUACUGAAAAGAUAUACAAAUAACAGUUGACUAAUAAUACAUGGCUUUGCUUUGUUAUCGCGGUUGAAGAAAGUAUAUUGCUUAUUUAUUUUUAAUAAUACAUUUCUUUGUGCAGAGUGUGUAUAUGGAUGUAUAUGGUACUAGAAGCCCUUGUGGGGGUGGGUUUAUGAGAUUCUGCCAUAAACUUGGCUUGUUCAGCCCAACCCACAUGGCUGAUGAGCAGCACCAGCAGCAUGGAAAAAUGGCGUUUAGCGGUACCACACGGAAACAUCACCUGAUCAAUUGGUGAGAUGUGGAUGAUGUGUCAGUUUAUAAAUAAAAUGGGGUUGAGGCCGCUCCACAGAGUGCAUUUGGUAUGACUUUCAGAAAAGUGUUGCUCUAGGUUUUAAGCGAACUCUGGUUUCCCUCCAGUUCUGCCUUUAUAAACUGAUACAAAGAUGGGCCCCAUAUUCAUUGUCAAUAAAGAGCGAUGGUUUCAGUUAUAGACUAGAGAGACUAUUGGUAAAGUGCCUCUUGAUCCAGUGUAUAACCUCAAUAUGGAUUAAGGAUGAGACUGAAAUGGAAUGUUUUAAAGUAUUGUUUGCAAAGAUGCAAAGGUUGUUUGUAUUGGGCCAGGAUAAUGAGUAGUGUUGGUGGAUCUUCUGUUAUUCUCAUGUCUACCUUCACAUUCUCUGAGGACUUCCUCUAUAGAGGAGGUUUGGUGCAUGCACUGUCGAGACGGGCGUCCACUCCUGCUGCACUGCACUAGCAGGGGCAGGAUGGACAUGCAAUAAGUGACUGCAUUACUGUUUAGCCAGGUGUUCAUUCUGCUGCUCAGGCAUGAUAGACCCAGUAUGUCCCAAACAUGAUCUCAUUACAUGGAUUUGGCAAUACCAGUCACAAUGAUGACUCCCGCCCAGACAACCACACACAUAUCCACCCUCCAAACCAAAAUGAGCCAGCCCAUGUUUGUAAGCCACAGGGUUGUCUUGCUUGUGUGAUUGUAUAGCAUACUGUAUCAUGUGUCCCGGUGUUCUGUUGAUUUGCCCUACCGUGUCAGAUUGCCCUACUGUAGUUCAGAGAUACGGGGCUAACCUCAACCCUGGUGUGUGCAUGCGCCAUGAGUCCAGGUAGGAAAAUCUGUCGGGUAGGAUCAAAUAUUAGGACACCGAGUUUGAUUGUCAAUGUUCAAUCGACUGCAUGUCAAUGCUGACGGAACCCAGUAUCAAUCGUUCCUGUUUUAUCGCUUGAGAAUAUUACCAUGGAAUAUAGAAUAUUUUUUCAUAGUGUCUUCUCAUUUCCUCUGUGUCCGGUGGCCUCAGUGAGCACUUAGAGGGGCGGGGUUUAGAGGGUGUGAAACAACUCCGUAACCCGCUCAUCACCAACAACACUUGUGUGUAUUGUAUGAAAAAGUUGUUCUAUGCAAUUAUCAUUGGUAAAGGAAUUGUACUGCUUUUUUUUCUAGACGCUGUGUACUUUCAUGUUUUCAGUAUGGUCAUUCUUUUAAUAAAAUGUUUCUGUCUAUA